Hymenoscyphus albidus is the source of this 648-nucleotide messenger RNA. The record is from the annotation of a GenBank genome assembly. NCBI's taxonomy places the organism in Eukaryota, Fungi, Ascomycota, Leotiomycetes, Helotiales, Helotiaceae.
AUGACGCAUUACAACCUUAAAACCCCUCAAGACCAUGAUACCUUCUACGACGAAGAAGCUCUCCCCUUCAUCCCUCCAAAAAGCUCUCACAAAUCAUAUUCAUCAAGUGCGACAGUCCGUCUUAUUCUCCCAUGGAUCCUCCUAUUCUUGCUAUUAUCCUAUAAUGCCAUCUCUUUCCUCACCACACAGAAAGUGCAUUUCUGGACAUCCACAGAUUUUGGUACUAGAUUCUCACCUUCCUUCCAAUUCAUAAAGAGUUUAGUUCCAUUCUGACUUUGAGAAACUAAUUUAGUUCAGGCGCAUCCUGCGAUAUCAAAAAAGCUAGUUAAGUUCUCGAGCAGUCUUGAUUACGUGGACGAGUCGACGAUAUUCCGCGUUUUCGAUCCGGAGGAACCUGUUUAUGUGGGGAAUGGGACGGAGGUGGAUGGUAAUUGAAGGAGGUUGAUAAAUCGUAUGUCAAUGUAUGAAGUGUGAGAGCUGUUUGGGAGGUUUGCUGACAGUAUCAGUCGAGAAGAAUGAUGUUAGGAUUGGUGGCGAGGAAGCGAGGUCUAUUGGAGGGAAUCCUGGGGAAGAGGAUGGUACGGAGGAGUAUAUCGUUGAGUAUUGCUACCCAUGUACUGUAAAGUUUGAUUGUGAGAGCAUUUCGCC